AACACAGCCAUUAGAAGGAAACAAAGGCUCUCUGGUGUUGGUAGGCUAAUACAUAGACUACAUCUGAAGAAGAAAAAAAAGAAACAGCCCCGCCAGCUGACUGGUAUACGGGACCUUUAAUGCAGCUGCAGCUCUUCAUUCAGAUGCUGAGUGGAGCAGCGGAUGACCGGAGGAGGGACGCUUUUCUAGGAAAACCAGAACACAGCUCUAUUCUAAUCGCAUUUUUAAAACCCACUUUGACGCCCACUGAGGGAUUUUUGCCCCCGGUGCGUAUAGCAUUCACCUGAGAAAGUGCUGUCCUGGAUGCAGACUGAGCGGAUUGCGGCAAUCAAAGUGUCCUGGAUGAUCGGAGCUCAGCAGCAGCAGCAGCAGCAGCAGCAGCAGCAUCACAUUGUAUGAAAUACGUCACCACGAUCCAGUUUUCCCAUUUACACAUAUCGUCUCUCCACUCACGGACUGUUCCCCGUACUGACUAUUUCACCAGGUAACCACAUGCGCGGGCCGGUGUCACCGCGCUGAGCCCGGAGAGCACGAAGGGUACUGGGGUCAGAGAGACAAAAGUGGACCGGGAAGGUGGACCGGAUGACAGCCAGAACCUCUGAGGCCUCGGGACUGUCGGUGCCGCUGCACCGCUGUAACGGGGUUCUCCAGGCCAACAACGGCACCUGCGCGGAGCAGCUCAGCCUCUUUCCGCCGUUCUCCUCCACCCUCGCGCUCCUCGUGCUGGUGGCCGUGCUCGUGGGGAUCAUCCUCGUUUCCCUGGCAACGUUCCACUUCCACAAGAGGAAGCUCCGGAAUAGGAAGAUCCAGCGCGCGCAGGAGGAAUACGAGCGCGACAGUCGCAGCCCCGCGCGCGCCGGGGCGAGCGGGGAGCCCGCGAGGCCGUGCGUCAUCGUCCGACCGGUGAGAUGUGAGGAGAAGCUCUCGUGCCAGAGCACGGACAGCGGGGACGUCACCGCAGCGGCUGAGGACAAACAGGCGCUGCACGAGACGGUUCCCCUUGACUGUUAACUUAGUGCAACUUCAGGGAAUGAGACUGUGGAAUUAACAGGAAAAGCAAUAAGGCACAAAGAACUCCCACACCCAUCUCUGCUGCUUGUAGACUUAGAAACAGCAGGAAAAAAUAAAUGCAGAAUACUCAGCAGAACAGUAGUCCUAGAGGUAACACUAGUACUACAUUGGCAAAUACUAGACGGGUGACAAAUUAAAGGAAAAACCUGAACAAAUGAGUGGAGAAACACAACAAAUGUAGAUGCUUCCACACAGGUGCACUGCAUGGUACAAGUAAGCAAUUCACAUCCAAUCAAGCUCUGUGGCAUGUAUAAAAAUGCUGAGCAGACCCAGUUGAUUCUGAUUUUGUAUCAAGAUGACAAGAGGUAAAGAUCUAAGUGACUUUGAAAGAGGGUUUAUUGUUGGGGCAAGGAUGGCAGGAGCUUCAGUCACAAAGACUGCUCAACUGGCCAGUGUUUCAAUCGGAACAGUGACUAAAGUGACAUCUGCAUUUAGCUCUUUGGGAAAGACAUCAGUAAGUAGGGUUGGAAAUUGUGGUCGACAGCGCACAUUAGAUGACCGUGAUGCACGUGCAUUAGUGCGAUAUGUAAGGAAAAACAGAACAGCAACUCUUCCUCAGGUGACCGAGAUUGUCAAUGCAGGACGUGGUCAGACUGUGUCAGCAAGAACAGUCCGUCGACAGUUGCAUAGAGAGGGAUAUAGUAAGAUUGCAGUGCAGAAACCCCUCAUUACAAAGACGAACGCACAUUUGAGAGUUCAGUGGUGCAAAAACCAUCAGCACUGGUCUGUAGAGAUGUGGAAAAAAGUGAUAUGGUCAGAUGAGUCAUUCUUCACCAUAUUCUCCACAAGUGGGCGAGUGAAUGAGUGGCAUACACCAAGAGAAAGGUACAGGCUAGAAUUCUUGACCCCUUUAGAGGGGGGAUCCGGUGGCUCUCUUAUGAUGUGGGGGGCAUUUUGCUGGCAUGGUUUGGGUCCACUUGUCACCUUAGAGGGAAGGGUCACUGAAAAUCAAUACAAAGUUGUUCUGAGUGAUCACCUUUAUCCUAUGAUGAAACAUUUCUAUCCUGAUGGGAGUGGUCUCUUCCAGGUUGACGAUGCCAUUCAUAGGGCACAAGAGGUCACUGAAUGGUUUGAGGAGCAUGAAAAUGAUGUGAAUCAUAUGCCAUGGCCUCCACAGUCACCAGAUCUCAACCCAAUGGAACACCUGUGGGAGAUUUUGGACCGAGGUGUUAGACAGCGCUCUCCACCACCAUCGUCAGAACACCAAAUGAGGGAAUAUCUUUUGGAAGAAUGGUGUUCAAUCCCUCCAGUAGAGUUCCAGAGACUUGUCGAAUCAAUGCCAAGGCGCAUUGAGGCUGUUCUGGCGGCACAUGGUGACCCAACAACUUACUAAGACACUUUAAGUUGUUUUUUCCUUUAAUUUGUCACCCGUCUGUAGGUUAGCUAUGUGGUCACACUCUUUCCUCUUACACUAGUAUUUAGCCGACCAAUAACUCCUUAUGGGACUGUAUAAAGUAUUUGCCUGCUUUGACUUUUGGACCUCCUCUUCCUUCCAAGCCUAAAAUGUUGUUUAAACCUCAAAAAUGUUUAAACUUUAAAUCCUCCCUAGGAUGUGACACAUGGUUGUGUUAAAUUAUUAAGAGUUGACGACACAAUACAGACCAUAAUGGCUUGCUGAUCUGCCUUGGCAUGUCCUCUGACACACUACCAGUAUGUAGUUAGACUAUAAUGGAUGUUGUGGUGCUGUUAGGCAGUGCAAAGCUGCAUAUAGGCUAUAGAAAUAGCUUAUUUGUUUGCAUAGUAUUUUUUCCUUCAAUUAAGUGACUUAGCAUAUUUGCAUAAAGUACUGUCCUCCAAUGUCUGUUAGACAUCUGUAGGUAGCUCUAGUUAGCCUGACAGGAUGCAAGACUUUUUUGCUGUAGUUAUGCACAUAAGAUUUUUUUCUUUAACGUGUCAGGUAGUAAGUUUUUGCGCUAAUACAGUAUUUUCAUUUUUGAGUAUUUUUAAUGUAUUCUCUGAAAUGUAAUAAAUUGAGAAUCCUUCCAACAGAGGGCUUCAGUUCAAGCCAAUCUUUUUUUUUUCUUUCAUGAUCCUUCAUAUUGCAUCAUAGUGGACCUAAUAGAAAUUCAGUGUCAUUAAUUAUAUGAGUUCACUGUAAAUGUAUGCCAUUAUGAGAGCUGGAAUGUUUUACAGUAACAUCAUCUUUCUGGAGUUCAUAUAAUCUGCCUUAUCAAAGGAAAAUAUGUAAUAUUCAAAGUUUAUAAAUAAAUACUUACAUUAUGUUAA
Molecule: messenger RNA, 3297 nt
Organism: Seriola aureovittata
Lineage: Eukaryota; Metazoa; Chordata; Actinopteri; Carangiformes; Carangidae
Exons: 2
Coding region: 583-1011 (142 amino acids)
Source: RefSeq, a predicted model, not a curated record